AGCUCGCAACUCGCUAGAGUGCAAGACCUACCGCCAGGCGCCAGUCCGCCACCAGUGUAGAUUCAGAUUCGUCGAAGGGAGGAUGUGUGGUCAGUCAUAGAAAUUACUCUUGACUGUGCUGCGGCCGAGAAUGCUCUGCCAAGAUUAACUUUCUUAGGUGGCACAUAGAGGAUGGUCCGUUUUAAUUUGAGGUGGUUCCUCUGAAUAACUCUCACUGCUUGUGCUCCUCGUCUGCUAUUUCACUAACAUGGUGUGGCGGGCGCUGAGCGCCGGCGUAGACGACCCCCGAUGGCGGGAGCCAGCAGCCGCUGUGUUCUACGGCGUGACCUCCACCGCCCUGGCCUUCAUCAACAAGGCGGUGCUGUCCUCCUACGACUUCAACCUGCCCUUCCUGAUCAUGACGCUGCAGAUGGUGCUGACAGUCAGCUCGCUGUGGGUGCUGACGCGCUGGGGGGUGGUCAGCCUGCCACCCUACACGCUGGCCGCGGGCUGGUCCUUCAAGUGGCCGUCGCUCUUCUGUGCCAUGCAUGGCGUCCUCUCACUCUACGCUCUUAGUGGUCUGAACAUCCCGAUGUACGGCACACUGAAGCGCUGCACGCCCCUCGUCAACCUGCUGCUCUCCGUGGUCCUCCUGAAGAAGGGCGUCCCUUCCUGCCUUCUCACCUCCUCCAUCCUCCUCAUCACCGCCGGCUGCAUCAUAGCAGCUGUGGGUGACCUAGCGUACGACGCGUACGCCUACACGCUGGGUAUGAUGAGUGUGCUGGCGCAGGGGCUGUACCAGAGCCUAGUGCAAUACCACGCCGAGCAGCAGAAGAUGUCGUCGUCACGCAUCCUGCAGCUUAACUCGUACAACACGCUGUGGCCCAUGGUCUUCUUCAGCGUGGUGGUCGGCGAGCCUCGCCAGGCACUCAACAGCCCGCACUGGAGAG
Messenger RNA from Hyalella azteca, 929 nucleotides. RefSeq names its product UDP-galactose/UDP-glucose transporter 7. Gene Ontology annotation, cellular component: Golgi apparatus. The transcript has 6 exons. Gene Ontology annotation, molecular function: antiporter activity. The record is from RefSeq and is a predicted model, not a curated record. Lineage: Eukaryota; Metazoa; Arthropoda; Malacostraca; Amphipoda; Hyalellidae. The annotation marks the transcript as partial.